Messenger RNA from Malania oleifera, 857 nucleotides. RefSeq names its product probable gamma-secretase subunit PEN-2. The record is from RefSeq and is a predicted model, not a curated record. The coding region runs from base 154 to 561 and encodes 135 amino acids. Gene Ontology annotation, cellular component: gamma-secretase complex. The transcript has 2 exons. Lineage: Eukaryota; Viridiplantae; Streptophyta; Magnoliopsida; Santalales; Ximeniaceae.
ACGAUGUCGUUUGGCAAAUCUUUUUUUUUAAUAUACAAAAGUUCACUUCAAUGUAGAACCGGGACCAGGACGAUUGAUCCGCGACAUAAUUCAGACCGAUAUACGGCAUACGGGCAGAGGUCUCGAGCGGUGAGGUGAGCGCUUCUGGUGAGGAUGGAGAGCUCACAGUUACAGAACGCCGGAUCAGAAUCAACAACGGCGGCGGCGAGGAAUUCAUUGUCGGUUCCUUUGUGGCCUACAGUUGAUGGGCCACUUGGCCUCUCGCCGGAGGAGUCCAUCAGCUAUGCUCGGAGGUUCUUCAAGUUUGGGUUCUUAAUGCUGCCGUGGCUUUGGGCUGUCAAUUGUUUUUAUUUCUGGCCUGUUCUCCGCCAUUCCCGUUCUUUCCCUUACAUUCGUCCUUAUGUUUUGGGAUCAGCAGUUGGGUUCGUGGUAUUUACAACUCUUCUAUCUUCAUGGGCUCUUACAUUUGCGAUUGGAGGGGAGCAUCUCCUUGGCCCUGUUUGGGAUCGCCUAGUAAUGUAUAAUGUUGCUGACAGAUUGGGGUUGACAGGUUGGAGCUAGUCUUAUGCCAACGUUUUCAACUUAACUACGUUAUAAAUUGAUUUCCAUUGUCUAUAAUAACGCAAACCCGUGUCGUCUUCUGAGAUAUUCUAUGCCCAAGGUUUGUAUUCUAUGAAGUAGUUACUGUGGAAGCUAUUUUUGCAGGUUCCAUCUGCUUAAUGGAAAACCAAAUAUGUAAAUGAUUUUUUUUUUUUUAAUAUGCGGAACCGAAUCUGUAAAUGAAAUGUUUUGUCUAUGCAGGUUAAGCUGCUUACCAUUGUUGAGAUUAAAAAAUUACUAAAGUUCUUUUAACUUUA